Laetiporus sulphureus 93-53 is the source of this 971-nucleotide messenger RNA. RefSeq lists its product as uncharacterized. The record is from RefSeq and is a predicted model, not a curated record. Bases 450 to 959 code for a protein of 169 amino acids. Lineage: Eukaryota; Fungi; Basidiomycota; Agaricomycetes; Polyporales; Laetiporaceae. The transcript is spliced from 3 exons.
CGAGGUACGAAUGCGAUAUUAUCUCUCUCACGAACAGCAUCUAACGAUCUGUCUAUCCUAAACGUAUCCCGCUCACACGUACCCUCACCGAAUCAUCUUUACCUUGAUCGGCCUCUACCAGCAAGCAUUCGUCCACUGGAAAGAUCCUUGGCGCCAUCCUCGGCAUCCUCAUCCUCCUCAUACUCGUCCUAGGUCUCCUCUUCUAUCGCCGCCGCCGCCAGCGCGCCCGCGAGAAGAGACUGCGCACCUUCCUUGCCGCGCGGUACCCAAUCAGCUCCUUCUCUCCCUCGCCCGUCCCUGCCACUGCCCCUGCAGAGCCCACGCCUCGCUCCCCGCCGCCCUACCGCUCUCCAUCGAUCAGGACCAGCGGCAGCAGCGCCUUUCUUACCGCUGAGAGCCACGUGGAAUCGCCCACCGAUACGGACGGCGAAGUCGGGCACGUCAUCAGCAUGUACCGUUCCAGCUCGGCGACGCUCUCGCGUCUCUUAAUGGUCUCCCCGCGGCUGGUCGUUGUCCCUCCGGCCAGCGCGGUAGAUCAGGAGACGCGCGAGGCGGACCUGGCGACUCGUCCUACGCCUCAAUCGGUAGAUGGUUCGCUGCCGAAUCCGUUUGAGAAUCCUCCGGAGAUGCUACCGUGGCAGACCAGCAUGGGAGAAGUGGGGAAUACGAGGAAGCACAGCAUCAGUUAUGCGUUUGAUUUCAAAGACUGGGUACGCUGUCUAGGCAGCUCGCCGUGGCAGGCAAAGCCCGGACUUGUGAACUUCGCCCCAUAUCGUUUCCAUUGGGAGAGCAUUGCCUUCUGCUCCUUGAUACCCCUACCUCUCAACGGUCUGUCAAUACCGUUGACUGACAUGAUCAUCGCAGCCAAAUUCCGUGUAAUCAUUCAUCAUACUAUUCAUUCCAAGCUACAUAUGGAGGAAUCCCCCAUUCGCGAUCUACCUAACCUUUCGUGUAUCUAGACUUCAGACCUC